AUGGAUAUCCCAACGAUUUUAAACGAGAAGGGGACUGCUGCUGCUGCUGCUGCUGCUGCUGCUGCCGCUAAAGCUCAGCUUCAGCAGCAAUUGGCUCAGGGUACUCACAUAAAAUCCCAAUCGCCGUCCGAAAUGGGCUCUGAAAACGGAACAUCACAAAACGGAGACCAGCCGAAUAUCUAUAAUCCUACCUCGCAACCUCAGCCUCUAUCAACCAUCCCCCAAUAUCAUUCUCCGCCGCAGAGCUCAGUUGUAAAUUCAGCUGCCCGUUCCGACUACAUUCAGAACGACCAGGGGAAGAUCGAAUAUCUUCAGAAUGACAGUAGCGGACGCACAAGAGCAAAUGGAGAACCUGCGCCCAAAACUUUCCAUUGCUCGACCUGCGGCAAAGGGUUUGCGCGGAGGAGUGAUCUCGCGAGGCACGAGCGGAUUCAUAGUGGAAUCAGACCUCACGUAUGCGACUGGCCGGGUUGCGGGAAGCAAUUCAUCCAGCGUUCUGCAUUGACUGUCCAUACUCGAGUCCAUACUGGCGAGAAACCGCACAUGUGCGACCGAUGUGGCAAGCCUUUUAGUGAUUCGAGCUCCCUUGCAGACAUCGCAGAAUACAUUCCGGAAAACGACCUUACAAAUGCCCAACCUGGAUCCGCCCAGUCGACACCUUCAUGUCAACGUCUUUCUGCAUCUCCGGGGAAUGAAUUACCACCAAUGCAUCUACACCGCCAAAUGGGCGAAUACUAUAUGGGCAAUAAUACCUCGAUACCUCCACAUCUACGAAGUGACUUCCAACAGGCCAGUCCCCGCGCAUCUCCAUCCACGUCAUCGCCACCGCUUUCUACCUACAAUAGCGUGCCCCACAUUCGACCUUCCUUGACCUCCCACCCAAGUGGAUACCGACCACCUCAACCUCUUGAACCUCCUGCCAACAGUGAUCCUCGCCCCAAUAGCGUAGCUGGAAGUCCACACAUUUCGAGCAUGGGGUGGGCAUCUCCGACACUUAACAGCAUCAGUUCGCCAGGAGCUCUGCAGGCGCUGUGGGAAUGGAACAUUGCGAAUGGUGUUGUGGUAGCUAUCUUACUGGGUGUCUAG
Messenger RNA from Histoplasma mississippiense, 1086 nucleotides. RefSeq lists its product as hypothetical. Gene Ontology annotation, cellular component: transcription regulator complex; PcG protein complex. Gene Ontology annotation, molecular function: RNA polymerase II cis-regulatory region sequence-specific DNA binding; DNA-binding transcription factor activity, RNA polymerase II-specific. Gene Ontology annotation, biological process: regulation of transcription by RNA polymerase II. The transcript is spliced from 7 exons. NCBI's taxonomy places the organism in Eukaryota, Fungi, Ascomycota, Eurotiomycetes, Onygenales, Ajellomycetaceae. The coding region runs from base 1 to 1086 and encodes 361 amino acids. The record is from RefSeq and is a predicted model, not a curated record.